Messenger RNA from Alexandromys fortis (reed vole), 1617 nucleotides. RefSeq names its product probable N-acetyltransferase CML1. Gene Ontology annotation, molecular function: N-acetyltransferase activity. NCBI's taxonomy places the organism in Eukaryota, Metazoa, Chordata, Mammalia, Rodentia, Cricetidae. The record is from RefSeq and is a predicted model, not a curated record. The transcript has 2 exons. The coding region runs from base 800 to 1495 and encodes 231 amino acids.
CUCUCACUGGCCUUCAGGUGAGGGUUGGAGACAAGAGAUAGAGAACACCUUCCACAGGGACACUCUGUAGAGACAAAUGUCGCUCUCACUUGUUGUAGGGAAGCAACACCUCGGCUCACUCAUGUGGGAAGCAUGAUGUUCAAGCUCUGAGCAGGUCCUGAACUCAGGCAGCUGUGCCCUGUCUAGUGCCCACCAUCUGGAUGGCACCAUAGCUGGGGCUGAAAAGAACACUAGUGCUGACUGAGGCUGGUGGUGAGGAGCAGGGGCAGAAGGGCAGUGUGGUCCCCUAGGGUUUAUUUUACAGGACCAGGCACAGCAUGGACAAGGAAAAGUCCAGCUAUAGGACCUGUUGAUGUGGCAGGACAUGGGAGCCCAGUGUGUGUGCGUCCCAACACCAGGCUGCUCUGAGCAGUUAUGUCAGGACCAGGCUGGCCCUGAGAGGACAGAGAUGGCUGCAGUCCUGAGGGAACAGUGCAGGUGACAGGCCUUCCAUGGGGGUGAAAACUGUUGAGCAUCCACAAUCUACUGUGUUCUACAAAUUAUUAGCCAGAGUUCACAAGGUGAAUGGGGUCACCUAUCUGAUGUCACUUUCCAGCUCUGUGACGCUGGGCUUUCUGAUUAACAAAUAUCCAGGAGCCAACCAGUGAGGUGCCAACUUAGUUCUGCUCACCAGUUGUUAGGCAGACCCACGCUACCUGUACUGCAUGCAACCAGAGGCUGAUGCCCUUCCAGACACUCUUGGUUGUACAGUAGCAGGCCUCAGGGAAUUUGCCCAGGCAGGUAUACCUGUCUCUCCUGGAUGCCAAGAUUUGAGACCCAGAAAUCUCCCAUGGCUUUUUAUCACAUCCGCCAGUACCAGAACAGAGACUAUAAACGUGUCCUGGAUUUGUUCAUAAGCGGCAUGGAGGAGCACAUCCCUGCCACCUUCCGCCACAUGCUGACCCUGCCCCGAACCCACCUGCUUUUACUUGGGGUACUGCUUGCUGUGGUCCUGGUGUCUGGCUCUUGGCUGCUAGCUGCUAUGAGCAUCUUCUUUGUGCUCCUUCUGCUGAAGCUCCUUGCCAGACAGCCGUGGAAGGAGUAUGUGGCCAAGUGUUUGCACACAGACAUGGCUGACAUCACCAAGUCCUACAUGAAUGCCUGUGGCUCCUUUUGGGUGGCUAAGUCUGGGGGAGAGGUGGUGGGCAUCGUGGGCUGUCUACCAGUCAAGGAUCCCCCAUUGGGGAGGAAGCAGCUGGAGCUCUUUCACCUGUCUGUGUCCUCACAGCAUCGAGGUCAGGGGAUUGCGAAAGCACUGAUCAGAACUGUCCUCCAGUUUGCACGGGACCAGGGCUACAGUGAUGUUGUCCUUGAGACCAGCGUCUUGCAGCAAGGUGCUGAGGCCCUCUAUGUGAGCAUGGGCUUCCGGAGGACAGGACAGUACUUCAUGAGCGUAUUCUGGAAGUUUGUGGAUAUUCUUACAAUUCAAUUAAAGCAUCCCCUGCCUUCUGCCUAAGAAGUUUGGCUGAGAAUUAUGGUCCUGUGCAGGAAGCGUGUCCCCUCCACUCUGCAGGAACCAGUAAACCCUGUCUCGUCAGCGUAGUGAACAAUAAAAGCUCCUUGCUGGUGCACACCAUA